AUGGGUGUGAAGAAAAAGCCGGUGCCGAAGAACACGGCGGUCAAGAGCAAGGCGAAGGCGAAGGCGAAGGCUGCAGAUCCAGGGCAGCAGCCAUCGCGAGGGACGACGUCGACUUUCUUGACUGGCCUGAAGUAUAAGUCGCUGAACGGCAAGGGCAAUGAUAAGACGAACGCUCAGAAGCUGCUUGAGGCCGGCUGUACCUAUCACAAUGCUGAUUCCUCCGCCAAGCACGACCUCAUCAAGACGUACCAGGAAAAGGGCGGGAUCAAAAACCUGGCUUGGGUUCCCAGCUAUACCGAGCAGGCCACUUCAUCGAACAGUGAUGCCCAGAAAGUGGAAAGAGGCUUCUUCGUGAUGAGCAAGAUUUUUGAGAGGGAGCUGGGAUCGGGAUCCGCUCCGGAGAAGAAGCGCCAGGACAUUGUGCUCGAGGCCAUGAGGAUCCAGAACUACAAGGAUUACGACGUGGACUACAAGGACCUUAAGGAUCUCGUGAAGGAGGUCCCCGGAUGCCCCGAGCUUACCAAGUACUUCUUUUGCUUCGGUAAAAGCAGCAGCACCUAUGCAGAAACGAAGCAGACGAACAUGGAGAUCAGCACCAACCUCAAAACAUCCGGCCUUGCUUUGGCUUUGGGCGAUUCCAGCAGCUCCAGCUGCCAGGUGAAGAUCGAGAACCCCGAGAAGGUGAAAGCCACGGAGAAGGUUGGUGUGUUGAAGAGCGGGAAAGCUUCUAUUGAGAAGCUUAUCAACCCGCUGGAGGAUGGAAUUUCGCAGCUGCAGUGCACGAAGAAGCCGGAGUACGCCGAGUUCAUCAAGGAGGGCAACAACAAUUUGAAAGAGGCCAAAAGCUUCGUGGAACGAGCCCGGGUCCAGAUCAGCACGCACGCCGUUUUGCAAUCCGAUGAGAACACAACCAAAGAGGCCUGGGAGGAACUCAGUGGAAAGAUGGAGGGCAUGAUCAAUAUCGCCACGGUGCACGUUGAUGGAUUGAAGCAGUUUAAACUUCGCUUGCAGGCUUUCAUGUCGUAG
This is a messenger RNA of Symbiodinium sp. CCMP2592, 1026 nucleotides long. The record is from the annotation of a GenBank genome assembly. NCBI's taxonomy places the organism in Eukaryota, Dinophyceae, Suessiales, Symbiodiniaceae.